UUGUCACUUAGCACUCUAACUUGAGUGGACGUCCGUUGCUCCGACGCGAGAAUUUUGAAAAGGAUUUCGAAAAAUGUUGUCCUCUUUGUCAUCAGGUGAAAGUGGAAAAGUGCAGAAGACGCAGCAGAUGGUUUAAUUGAGCACCACGGUUUACGGGAGCUAAGUGCUCCCAACGCCAUCUUUCUUCGGGUUGUGGAAACCACCCAACACUGAACCGGCAUCCUCCUACACAUUUUUGACGUUUUCCAAAGGCCUGGUUAAUUUCAUGGCAAAGUUCGUCUAACUCACGACAACGUCACAGUUCCGCGGAGCCUCAACAUGGACAAGGAACAAAUUAGCUUGCAGCUGAGGCAGGAACCGUCAUCGCCCUUGGCAUUGGGUGAUAAUACAACAGUAACAAAAGUAAACGUCGACGGGAUCUCUGCAACAGAAUCCAAGGAACCACUUUGUGCAGGAGUUCAGUCUGACAAUCCUGAUGGACUGUCAAGUCCUGUAGAGGUACUCAUCACUGAGAAGACUAUCCUGACCCACGACGACACAGUGGAAAUAAAAUCACCGAACUCAAUAAAGCGUCACAACGGUUUUGAGGAUUCCACCAAGUUUUUAGAGAAGAAGUUGAACGACGAGGACCAGGGCGAACCUGGAGAACGCAAGAAGAUGGCUUAUGAUGACGUUAUCUUACAUAUGGGGGAGUUUGGACGCUAUCAGCGUAGAAUAUACUUGCUGCUGUGUCUACCAGCAAUUUCUUGCGCCUUUCACAAGCUAGCUGGUGUGUUUCUUGGCGCCAAGAUGGAUUCCAGGUGUCUGCUGCCUUAUGAGAAUCCGGAAAACGUGACCUUUCUCCUACCGCCGGAGAUCAUUAACAUUAGCUACCCAUGGGAUGAAAAAAUGAAUGGUUGGUCCCAAUGCGAGAGAUGGAAGGAUGCCAAUCUGACUGACAUGAUCGUGGGACGUGAGCCAGUGCAAUGUGAGACAUACGUGUAUGACAGAAGAAGCUACAAAAGCACAACAACUUCUGAGUGGAAUUUGGUAUGCGACGAUGCGUGGCUGAGAGCUACGGGGGACUCGUUGUUCAUGGUAGGAGUCAUGCUUGGCUCGAUGAUUUUCGGUGGUUUGUCCGAUAGAUUUGGACGUAGACCAAUUUUCUUCCUGUCUUUAGUCAUUCAGCUGGUUGGCGGAAUUCUGGUCGCUGUCGCGCCCGAGUUUAUUUCCUACAUAAUCUUCAGGUUAAUUGUUGGCUCGACUACAAGCGGUGUCUUCUUGGUAGCCUACGUCAUCGCUUUGGAAAUGGUGGGUCCCAAGAAGCGUUUGGUUGCCGGUGUCGGCUGUCAAUUAUUCUUCACCACUGGGUAUAUUAUGACUGCUGGUUUCGCAUAUUUCAUCACUGACUGGAGAAUGCUUCAAAUUGCCAUUACUAUACCCAGUUUUGCAUUUCUACUAUACUGGUGGUUCAUUCCUGAGUCUGCACGUUGGCUAUUGACUAAAGGACGUCAUCAGGAAGCUAAGGAUAUAUUACAAAAAGCUUCUUUAGAGAAUGGCGUUGAAUUGCCUAGAGAUACACUGGAUGAUCUUCUGAGCAGUGAUAGCGAGAGCACGCCGGAUGUGAGGAAGCCAUCGUUAUUUGAUCUCUUUAGGUAUCCUAAUCUUCGGCGCAAAAGUAUUUUGCUGUUCUUCAAUUGGCUGGUCAAUAGUGGAACGUACUAUGGACUCUCAUGGAACUCAUCAAAUCUCGGUGGCAACGAGUACCUCAAUUUUGUAAUAUCCGGUCUGGUGGAGGUACCUGCUUAUACAUUCCUGAUAUUCACUCUUAACAGAUGGGGCAGGAAGGUCAUUCUCUGCGGAUGCAUGCUCAUGUCUGGUGUCGCUCUGCUUGCUACACUAUUUGUACCUCAAGAUAUGCCGUGGCUACUCGUGGGUUUGGCAAUGUUUGCCAAACUAGCCAUUACAUCCUCGUAUGGCGCUAUUUAUGUGUUCACUGCUGAACAGUAUCCCACUGUUAUCCGUAAUGUUGGACUUGGGGCCAGUUCGACAUUUGCCAGAAUUGGAGGAGUCAUCGCACCUUAUAUAAAUCAUUUGUCUGAAUUUUGGACACCGUUACCUCUUGUUAUCUUUGGCUCGUGUGCAUUCUUGGGCGGACUAAUGUCCUUGUUGCUACCGGAGACUCUGAAUAAAAAAUUACCGGAGUCUAUACAAGAUGGCGAGAAAUUCGGAAAGAAAGUGAAGAAGAAGAAACGAGACAUCGAGCAACUGAAUGACAUCGAGGCGAUAAAACCGCUAAAAACUCAAGAGAAUGGUGUCUACGAGAAACAAAAUGGAUGAUAAAGAAUCUCAUCAAAGUAACGCUUGGUUAUGUUCCGUUGGAAACUAGAGAAACUGAUGACGGCCUCGUGCCCGAACGAUAUACGAUUAAAAAUCGUUAACUCUUAAUUUCAUAUUGACGACGAAACUGUACUCAUAAUUUGGCAGGACAACUUUCUAUUGUAAAACGAGUACUAACGCAUGACGAUUUGGUAUUACUCUAUAAUUUAAUUAGCGAGAAAUUCGAUAUUACGCAAAAUUCGUUGAAAAAGACACGAAUUUGAAAAUUCAAGCUGAUCUGAUUCUGAAAUUGUCACAAAGAAAUUAUUACUUCACCUUGAUACAAAUUAAAUUUGGGGAGCUGCGCAACGCAACAGAAAAAAAUUGUAUUACCAAAUGAUUUCGUGAAUAAGUUUAAUCGCACAACCAAUAACAUCGUCUACCGUUUCCGUUGAUCGGUGUAGACGUGGCGAUGAGAUCAUUGAGGUCAGCAUAAAAAUUGGAAACGAUAAAUGAUUGUUUAUCGCAUUCCUAGUUCUCUUUCCAUUUCUCUUCUCAAUAUCUCGUCCCCUAUUUCAGUCCCUCUCUACAUACUUCAGUAUACGCAUACAUACUGCAUUGUAAGACAGACAAGAACGACAACUACGAAAAGAGAAAUCUAGAAGUAUAAAAAUCUGCACGAGAUACAGACGUAUUAAAAUAGAUUUAAUAUCUUGCUCUUUAAGACGCAUACUACUUAUUUGCAUGACUUGCGUAUAGUAUUAAUAAAUCGGGAGGACCAGAAUCGAGAAUCAGUAAUGUUCUCAUUCUACAUAAUGAAAGUCAAAGUUUAUAAAGAGCAGCUUAUAUAUUUUAGAUAGACGAAUCUAACGUUACCACCGCAAACGUUAUCCCCUUAUUAUAUCUAUUAUUUUUCCUAGAUUGAGUGUAAAUGCGACACCAAACCAGUUUUUGUAUACCUUUUGUGUACGAUAGAUAGGAGACAAUAUUUCUGAUGUUCUUUACAUUAUACACUGACUUCUAUAUGCAAAAUAUAAUUCAUGCUUUCCCAUGUA
Messenger RNA from Cephus cinctus (wheat stem sawfly), 3353 nucleotides. It is a transcript of the gene Orct, whose product is annotated as organic cation transporter protein. Gene Ontology annotation, cellular component: membrane. Gene Ontology annotation, molecular function: transmembrane transporter activity. The coding region runs from base 319 to 2319 and encodes 666 amino acids. Gene Ontology annotation, biological process: transmembrane transport. The transcript is spliced from 10 exons. Lineage: Eukaryota; Metazoa; Arthropoda; Insecta; Hymenoptera; Cephidae. The record is from RefSeq and is a predicted model, not a curated record.